AUGGACUUCUUCAGCAAGUUGUUGAGUAAAGCACGCCGUUCUUCAACUGGCUCAAGCACAUCUUCAUCAUCAACAUCUAAUAACAACGAUAACAACAAUGACAAUGGCAUACUUAACUUGUCAAAGGCAGCAGCUGCAGUGGCUGCAGCAGAAUCUAAUCUAACAUCAAUAUUGUCAUCAACUACAUCAACUACAUCAACUACGUCAACUACAUCUACGGCAUCAACAACAACAACACCAACAUCAAAGGCACCAAAACCAACUGCUAAGAAACCAAGUGCAAAGAAGAUAACAGCAUCAAAGAAACAACAACAGAAGGAGGAGGGCAACGAGAAUGGAUUGAUCAGUAACUACUUUGAGAAGAAGGUUGUAUCACAACAGCAACAGUCAACAGGCACUGCAGCAUCAGCAGCAAACAAGCUCAACAGAUUAAAGAGGGCUAGAGACUCGGACGUCGAUGUCCCAGCCAGUAAUGAUGUCGAUAUGUUUGAGGACAUUGAGGUGAUCACCGAUGAGCCAUCACAGACUUCAAGGAAACAAACGACACCAAAGAAGAAAUCAAUGCCAACAAAAUCAACAUCUGAUCCAUCCACAACACAGACAACACCAACAACUCCAAUGACACGAAUCAGAAGAGCGACUGCAAUCAGACAACAAGAACUACUACAACAACAGAAAGAGAAGAAGAAUAAGAAGACACAGGACAGUGAGGACGACACAGACUUGUCAAGUGAUGAGGAGUAUGUUGAGUCGGACCAUCAGUCAUCAUCAGAGGAAGAGGAAGUACAAGAUCAUAUCAUUAGUGUUAGGCCUUUUCGAGGGUCAAGCAGUAGAGGUGGACGUGGGUCCAGAGGCGGAGGAGGACCAGGCAGAGGUGGACGUGGUGCCCGAGGAGGUGGAGGACCAGGCAGUCGAGGAGGACGAGGUGGCAAAGGGGGCGGGAAGGCUGCUCGUGGUUCAGACUCGAGCGGAGAGGACAACAGCGACACAGAAACACAGAAUUCAUCCACUGGCGACACGAGACCACUCAAGAGGAGAAAGGGCAACACGCCAAUCUCUUUCAAAUCACGAGUGGACAAGCUUGACAUCACAGAACAAGUUGCUCAACCAUUCUACGCUGAUGACAACAUAGAGCUACUAUCACAACAUGAUCCAAUCAAUACAAAGUGCUUCAAUCUGAUACAGCCUGUGGAGCAAAAGGAAUACUAUCCUAAUCAUACUCUAUCGUCACAGUUCUUGCUGCGGGACGGGUUCGAGAAGGUCACUCUUCACCGAUUCGGUGCACAUGUGUUUGAUGACAAACUGAAGAAGAACGAGAUGGUGAUGUUCACAGGAGGCGCGAUAAGGGUGCUCAAAUGGUGUCCUCUGCCUCGGUCCUACGAGAAGCAAUACUUGGCAGUUGGUUGCAACAGAGAUACAGAGUCACUACACUUUGUCGAUGGUAUAUACACAGCCAAGAAUAUGAUUCAAAUUUGGGAGUUUGGAGCAAUGUCCAGCGAUGCCAGCAUGCCACGACUGGUCAUGGGCAUCGCACACUCUGGCGACUUUGUCGUCGACAUGAACUGGAUGAACAAUGGCACACUGAAGAAUGGCUCACGGCUAGGAGUACUUGCUGCAGUGCUUGGCGAUGGCAGCGUCAAGGCGUGGAGUGUGCCGCAUCCCGACAAGCUGCCCCUGCUCGCCAGCUAUGGUCCAUACAAAGACAACUUUCACAUCGUGGACAUCAAGCCAUUCUUUGAGUGCACAGGACUGGGCACUUCGAAUGCAUUGAUCCCCAUUAAUCAGGACGGCAAUGCCAAUGACAAUCAUGACACUGUGCCACGAGGCAACAGGGCUAUGACCAUCGAUUGGUCAGUUAACGACGAUCAGGUGCUGUUGGCAAUUGGAUACUACAAUGGCAACAUACUGAUAUACGACAUCAAACGCAACAAGACACUGCCGAUAUUCGUCAAGAAGGACAAGGAGCAGGUGCGAAAGAUUGAGUUCUGUCCCUACGACUCGAACAUCUUUCUCACGAUGCACGUCACACGUGCCUGUCUAUGGGAUCGUCGAGACUCGUUCCAGGCCGCCCACGUCAUCCCCAUACUGUUCAAUUGGACCUCAACAAUCAUGUGGACAAGAACUCUAUUUCCACUCUAUGUCAUUGCCUUGGACUCUUGCCUCAAGAUAUAUGACCCAGUCACUCAUAUUGGUUCCGAGCACAGACUGUUCCAGGAUGGACAUCAGAUCCAGAGCAUCGAUCAAUCACAGAACAUGACAUUCGUGUCGAGCAGUGCUGGUGGUGAGGUGUGUCUGUUUCACAUCUACGGCGAGGCCAAGAGGAAACAGUGCAUGACAGUGAGUGACAAGGAUGAGAAUGGCAAGGAGGUGGUCGAGUUUGCCAAAGAGGAUCGCAUAGUGGAUAUGUUGUUGGAGCCAAAGAUGCCGGCAAACAAGACAUCGAUUGGAAUGGCACAGAUUCCCUCACUUGCCUCCAAUCAGUUUCCAACAAUCCAACAUUCAAUCAACAGUGUCGCAUGGAACAAGAACAAAGACCACUCCAAAUUGUUGGCCUAUGGAGGCACGCUAGGCCUGCUUCGAGUCAGGAUGGCACAUCAUCACGAGCGUGGCCACAAACGAUCAGUUGCGGUCACAUCCGAGGAUGUGGAAAUGAACGAGGACUAG
Messenger RNA from Acytostelium subglobosum LB1, 2664 nucleotides. RefSeq lists its product as hypothetical. Lineage: Eukaryota; Evosea; Eumycetozoa; Acytosteliales; Acytosteliaceae. Gene Ontology annotation, molecular function: protein binding. The record is from RefSeq and is a predicted model, not a curated record. Gene Ontology annotation, biological process: transcription by RNA polymerase III. Gene Ontology annotation, cellular component: transcription factor TFIIIC complex. The transcript is spliced from 3 exons. Bases 1 to 2664 code for a protein of 887 amino acids.